GUGUGUAUGCUCCCCUUGUAGGAACGCAGCACAUCAAUAUAUAACUGUACAGGUAUACCAUAUAUAUAUAUGAUACCUGUGGUCGGAUAUCAGCACGAACCUCCGACAUCAAACUAUAAAGACGUAAGGGAAACUGAUAGAAUAUGAUUGUGUAUUCGUGUAUACCUGUGUGUGCCGCUUGAUUAAAACCCACCCAGGGUACUUAUUGAGCUGUUGGAUCAAAGGAAUAAGACAUUUAACUAAUAAACCAAGCCCAGCUACCGUUGGAGUUCUGCAUGAAUCAUGGCACACUGGAGUUUAAACCCACAACAACUAAUGGAAUUUAAACCCCAGCGUAUUACGUACAGGAUAUCGAUCUGAGUCGGAGCGGAAGUCGUGGGGACCGAUUCAUACGGAAGAGUGUGACAGGGUAUAAGGAGCUCGGGACAGACCGAUCAGGGACACACUAUGGAGGGGCCUACGUACACCUGAGGGUCGGGAUUAUCUUACCCAGGGCCGGGACACACUCGCCAUGGCCCAAGCGAAAUAUAUCGGGACUGAAAAGGGGGCAUCGCCAGCUCUGGAUGGCCCAAACUUCGUGGAAGGACAAGACGAGAUGAGCGGGAUUCCCCAUCUACAUUUCUCCUUCGCCAUUCAUUCUUUUAUCCCACGUCGUUUCCUAGAAGUUCAAUUCGCUAUAAAGACAGCGACGGUAUUCGGCUGUUUUGGGGAAGGCAUGCGACUGCCGUCCAUCGUCCACCAGAGAAAUGAUGGGAUCUUCGUCAAAAAGAAGUUCUGCAAAGACCCGGAUGUUUUGUUUUAUCAUACUAAGGAUGUUGUACUGGGAUUUCCCGGAUCCAUCGAACCAGACAAUAGUAACUAUGUGAUAUCGACGGAGAGCGUCCAUAUAGGUUACUGUCUACUCAAGGUCCUAGAUAAUGGCAAUAAUGUAGCACACUUAGACUUGCAAGUAAAUAAGAAGGGAGUUACCUACCUCAGUAGUGCCAAGUCAAAGAAGAAGUUCGAGCAGAGACUAAAAGUAAAUAAAAAAGCAAUAGAAUCUAUGUUAGACAUGCUGAUGAAUCAAGGAAGUAAUAGACUUGACAUGAAAUUCAGUGACGUGUUUUCCGGCGUUCCGGAAAAAUCGUUAGACCUAGGCAACCGUCCCCAUACAACAAUGGGACUGCGCGGGAUGUUAGCCAGUACGAGACAGGACCGAGAUAGUCAGAAAAAGGCAGAACAGGAGAGUGGCCUUAUCAAUGAGGUGGAGUCUGAUGAGGUCGGGCACGAACUUGCAUUUCCGUUUCCAGAAUGGCCCCCGAUGGCUGGAGAAUUUGUUACCCGGAAACGUCCUAAUAACUGGCCUUCAAAGGGCACGGUGGAUAAAGUGCUUGCAAUGGGAAUCCAUAUUGUUCCCAUGGCCAACGGAGCCUCUACUGAUGCCGACAUCGAGUGGCGAAUGUCGUUCAUAGCGGCAGAAAAGAAACUUAUUCUGGAGGAGUUGGACGAUUCGCAAAGACAGUGCUAUCUACUCACGUAUCUUCUUUGUCUACACACAUUCUCGGAGGGACUCAUCCUGCCGUGUCACUUGAAGGCUGCAUUUCUCUACACGUGCGAAGAAAUCGACCCCCGGAUGUGGCACAGAAAUCCUGCGCACAGUUGCUUUCUCGUCUUUGAUAGGAUUAUUGAGGGUGUACGGCAGAAAAAUCUUCCUUGCUAUUUCAUCAAAAAGAAUAAUAUGAUCGACCACCUAACUGAUCUUCAGUUUUCUCAAUUAGAACGCCGAUUAAUGACCAUACGCAAGAAACCAGUUGUUGAGCUACUGUCAUUGGCGGAUAACUACACGCUCCUUGAUGUGUUUCCCUAUAACCUUGACGUAAAGCGCGUAUUUGCUCCGGUCAUGGGGGACGCCAAGAAGUACGAGGGCAAGUCACAAGCACUGGAAGCGGUAGAAGUGUUCAUUAAGACCUCAAACACGAUAAGUAAUGGAUUCUACCAUGAGUUUGGAUAUGAUCACUGUGCAUCCAUUCUAGACGAUGUAGUUGACUACAUUGUCGAACCCGUGCUUGGACAUAAAGAGGCGGAAAAACAACGCGAGUACAUUCCUCACCUCCUCAACCAGAGGAACAUCGAAUUUAGCAACGACAUUUCUCCCAGCGAGAUAUGGAAACCCAUUACCUUCAGUCGAUACCUGAUCCGUAGGUACGUGGAGGGAGAUACCGGUUCGGGGCUAUUCGAACAUCUUGCAUGCUUGUAUCAUGCCGCUGCUAACAUAUUUAAAGAAAACAGAGUCCCGCUUCUUCGCGAAGCUGAUGAAAUGUUUCAACAAGCACUUAAUCGCAAAGGUGAAGGUCACGGGCCUGGAAUGUUUGUUGAAUAUGCACAGUUUCUGUGUUCUUCUGGGCGACACGAGGAAGCCGUUCCUCAUCUGAUGACAGUAUUAUCGAGUGAGUGCGAAAACCCAACGUGCGCGAAUUACUAUGGACAGAUGGAAAUAUACGUCGUAGACGACUUUGUCAGGAAGGAGAUUGAGGUCAGAGGCUACGUGGAGGUACUUUCAAUCGUGUACGCCUACUAUCUGCUCGUCGACUGCUUUGUUCAGUUGAAGAAGCAGAAAGGCAUGUCCGGUUUAGUCAAUGACUUUGAACAACUUUGUGAGCGACUGAAGGACUCCAUGGCAUUUUCCUUAUUUGGGUAUGCUAUGAAGAAGGCGGGUGACAACAGUCGUGCAGGGAAGGCCUUCAGGAAAGCGGUUGAUCUGGAGCCCUCAAACAAACUGGCCAAAGUUCAGAUCUCAGAAAAACCGGAAGCAACAGGAAGUGACGUCGUUAAGAAAACUGGAAACGGUGUAAAAUUAGUUAAAGCCAGUGCAAACGGCGGAGACAAAACAGAAAGCGGUAGCGGAGGUAGUUCUAAAAAGAGUUCAGGAAGUGACGAAGGCAAAUCAAAAGCUGGCUCAUUGAAAAAAGGAGGAAGUCGAAAAGGCAAACAAAAAUGACGUAAUUAAUGAGAGUUGAGGUCCUGUUCUAACGUGAUAAAUGUUAGAAUUGUUCCCUGCCUGCAGUUUAGAUAAAACGCCAAUACUCUCCUAUACCUCAUACAGUCCAAUGUUUUAUUUGUAGCUACAAAUGAAAUACAAUUUUUCGUAUAGGACAACAAUUGAAUUUUAGAAUUUUGACUGUAAGUGUCAUUAAAUAAAAUAAAAAAGCACAACUUUUGAAUGGCACAGUAAAACGUUGGCCAUUAAAACGUUGUGCCAAAAAUAAAUAUUUAAUGAACUUUUUUAGUCCUAAAGUCUGUUAAAAUAACUGGAGGUGUGAGAGUGUAUAAAAGGACUGAUGUGGUUAUUUGAAUGUUUGAUUUUGCCAAAGGAAAAUGCUGAUUUGCUGAAAGUUGGAAAAGAAGAACAUCAAAGUGAAAGAAUAUGUAAUUCCAAAAAUCGAUUAGCUGUGAUGAAUUCAAUGGUCAUAUACGCCAAAGUAGCACGCGUAAAAACUGCGUCACGAAAGAAACCAAUGACUUCUCAAUAAGAGGAACUUUCUGUUUGGAAGCAAUGCUCUCAUAGACAUGGGCGAUAAACAUGUACUUCGGCUGAGUCUGUGGCGUUGUCGUUGUGACAUCUCGGGAGAUAGUAUUACAUGGUUAUGUACUAACAUUAACAGGAAGAAAUGAUGUAUUUGUACAUAAUAUUUCUCUAAACCGCCUGUACUUACAACGGCUAUUUUGUUUAUAAACAAUCCGUGAUUACGUCACGUGGUGAACUAAAACAUGGUAAGAGAAAGGCUUGCAGUUAGGUUAUAGUGGUAUAGAUUUUAUAACACAUGUAUUAUAACCCAUUAGGUCAGGGUGAAUUUAUCGCUUGUAAGCUUAGGUAUUUAUUGACACUGUUGAUCAUAUGAGACGUGUUAUCCUCCCUGAUUCCAGGAUACCUGUCCCACUGCAGGUAAAACACUACGGUUCUACUGUGGUUUUACGCAUUAACAGUUACCUCCCCUUAGAUUCGUAUUGGCAAAGGCUGUACCGUAAUUUGGCAAAGGCACAUCUGUUGAACAUGUAUCUUAGUUGCUUACAGUGACAGUAUAGCACUUUGUGGUCCAGGGUUCGAAACCCUCUGCAUUUUUACACUCAGAACACUGUUAUGGAUUUUCUUCUGUCUGUUUCAUCUUAAACAGGAUUUUCUUCAUAAAAGUCCCCGUAACGUAUAGAUGUCUGUCCAGAAUUGAAUUAUUAAAAACGUAAAGUUACAGUUAUUGGCAGUGAUGCUGGUAUACUAUACGGUAUACCCCUUUUCACAUUAAGUAUUUCAGUUCGUCAGUCUAAAUUGAAAACGAAGUUAUGUACAUUGCAUUUAUAUUAACAUAUAUAUAAUAUUAUAACAUAUAGCAAUGUCAUUAUGCAAAAUGUGUUAAUUAUUAUUAACAAGUGCAAUGCUCAUAUAUCCUUAAUACGUUGUAGUUUCAUAUCACGUGACGAAUUGAAGAGGACCAUUGUCUACAUUGACCUUGCUCAUACAGAAAUCAAUUUAAACUUCCUAUGUAAGGCUACACUGAAAAUAUGGAGGGAAAGUGUAUUGUCAAGAUUAUAAUCGUCAUUUUUUUUUCUCCCCGGACAGAAGACUUUAAUGUUUAACUUGAUUUCCAUAAUAAAAAAAAAUGCUUAAAAUUAGCAAAAAGGGAAAAAUCCUGUAUGAUUUUAUACAAACUAUCCUGUCGAUUUAUCAUGCCACUUAACCUUGGAACAACUGUUAAAUUCUUAGUCGAGACCUACGUUUCCUAAAGUUUAACACAUGAUUAACAAUUACUGAGUUUUAUGAUAAAUAAUUGAAUUAACGCAAAUCCUUUCAAUAAAAAAUCUAAGUAUCUGGAUGGGUAUUAUUUUCUUGCUAAAAAACAUCACAUGCAAACCAAUCUGUUAAAACCAUCUAAUACAAGGCUUUCUGUACUACGCACCAUGCUUGUUACGUAGUUAACAAAGCCAGGAUGAUUUUAAUCAGAUUUCAUGCAAAUUAUCAUGUUUUGACAAUAAUUGCCAGAUUGUAAUAGUUUUGUUGCAAUUCAUUUUUAUAUUUUAUGCGUGUGUUUUGCGUGAGCUGGAAGUUGCGUUCGCUUUUUUGUUAAUAUUUAAUUUAUUCUGAGAUGUUUCAUCCACAUUAAAAUUUUCAAAUA
This is a messenger RNA of Mizuhopecten yessoensis (Yesso scallop), 5144 nucleotides long. RefSeq lists its product as uncharacterized. The record is from RefSeq and is a predicted model, not a curated record. The coding region runs from base 512 to 2977 and encodes 821 amino acids. Gene Ontology annotation, molecular function: protein binding. Lineage: Eukaryota; Metazoa; Mollusca; Bivalvia; Pectinida; Pectinidae. The transcript is spliced from 3 exons.